Schistosoma rodhaini is the source of this 807-nucleotide messenger RNA. Lineage: Eukaryota; Metazoa; Platyhelminthes; Trematoda; Strigeidida; Schistosomatidae. The record is from the annotation of a GenBank genome assembly.
AUGAAUAAUUUCAACAAACGUUUUCUUUCAAAAUGUAUUACAGAAGGAACUUCACCCGUCGAAAAUACUGAUUCCGUACAAGAAGUAAAGUCGUCAAUUGUUUCUGACGUUGUUACAGAAAGUGAGGAAAGCCUGAUUACAACCACAAAUGAAGACAGUCAUAAAGAAGGAACUUCUAGCUCGAAUUCCUCGGAGUCGACAACCGUGGCUGGCGUUGCUAACAUUGAAACUGUUGUUAACCUAACCUCAAAUCCUCCGGAAUCUACGGCAGAAACUUCUGACAACGAAUCAGAUAGCACUGACAACACUGAUUUACUCACCACUCUGACGACAGAAACUGUUACUCUUCAGAACGAUAGUGUUGUUCAAGUAACUUCAGAGGGCUUAGAAAAUCAUACAGAAAACACUUAUACUGUGGCAAUUGGUGAAAACCAUACAGAUGUUGUUCAUACAGAAACAGUUAUAUCUGAUUCAACCUCAGAAAAUCUUGAUAACCACACAGAAACCCCUAAAGACGCUGAUACACUGCCUCGUUUGAUGGAAGCUGUUGGUGACGUUUGUGAAGUGUUCGGUACUUACACGGACACACAGUCGACUGGUCCAACUUCAGAAGACUUAGAAAAUCAAACAGAAAGCACUGUUAACUCAGAUAUUACCCCUUCUACACUGAUCCAUAACGAUGACGAAAGUAGUACCGAUGAAUCUCGAGUAGAGUCAACUUCAGAAAGUGUUGAUAUUGAAGCAAUAACAGUCACGGAAACAGCUAGAUAUAUUUUGAAUAUUCAAUGUUCAAUGUUUAUAUCAUAA